Messenger RNA from Perkinsus marinus ATCC 50983, 417 nucleotides. RefSeq lists its product as hypothetical. The coding region runs from base 1 to 417 and encodes 138 amino acids. Gene Ontology annotation, biological process: triglyceride biosynthetic process. The record is from RefSeq and is a predicted model, not a curated record. Gene Ontology annotation, cellular component: plasma membrane. Gene Ontology annotation, molecular function: long-chain-alcohol O-fatty-acyltransferase activity; diacylglycerol O-acyltransferase activity. NCBI's taxonomy places the organism in Eukaryota, Perkinsozoa, Perkinsida, Perkinsidae. The transcript is spliced from 4 exons.
AUGAGUGGAAGUGGUCAAGUUACGGGAAGAUGGUUGAUGUCGAUAUGGCCGAACACGUCUUCACCUGUUGAGGACUGCAAAGAGUUGGACGACAAGAUUGACGAGCUCAGCAAUAAGGAGUUGCCCAGUGAUAAGCCUUUAUGGCAAGUCCAUCUCCUGCCAGCAGCCGAGGAAGCUGGGCAGAAGAACUGUGUUGUGUUCCGAUGCCAUCACACGAUGGCUGACGGCCUCACUCUGAUGACCCCUACCCCGGAUGGAAAGCUGAUUACUCCCGUCAAUCACAAGGCUGAGGAGCCAAUGAAGGUUGGCCCUGUUGAAAAGGCCUUCAUCGGCGGAAUGGGUAGCAUAGUUUUAAAUGCGGCUCUUGUUGUUUGUUGGCGUUUGUUGUUCCCUGCUAUGAUGAGAUUUCUACCAUGA